Messenger RNA from Pocillopora meandrina, 19670 nucleotides. The record is from the annotation of a GenBank genome assembly. Lineage: Eukaryota; Metazoa; Cnidaria; Anthozoa; Scleractinia; Pocilloporidae.
AUGCUUAUAUCGUUUCAGUCACCUUGCUCAUCGUAUCCUUGCCAGAAUGCAGGCGCUUGUGAGACAAACUAUACAAAUAAUACUUUUAAAUGCAUCUGUGAGAAUGGUUUCACUGGAGAGUACUGCGAGAAAGGUAACACUGUUAAGCAUAUAAAAAUUAGUACGUAGCGAUCUUACUAACUUUAAGAUUUUGAGUAAAAAAAAAUAACAUUCGAAGCUAGCAAUUCAUUUGAAUGUGAUAUUGUUAACCCAAAGGCAUGCUUUUUUAUCAGGUUUCUCAUAACUGGUUUCCAUCUGAUGCAGCUGCUAACUUAUGCAUUUUUCAUUUCUUAAAGCACUGAAGUCUUGUAAAGAAAUAUAUGCCGCACACAAGUAAGUAACGUGCGUUUUCAUAAUCAUUACAGAAACGGCAAAAGUGGGACAAUUAUCACUAUGCCAUGCAACAUCGCUUUCAAUAUCAUAAUUAUAAUCUUUGACAUGAUCAUUACUAACAAUUUUUUUCAUUAUUGCUAUCAUUGUCAUUAUCAAUGUAAUUAGUACUAUUAGUAUUACCAUUAUAAGUUUGAAUUACUUUAAAAAAAUUAGUGUCCGCGACAGGCUUAACGUGAGUCAGUUUGCUACUCUGGUCAUAAGCGAGAAACCAGUCUCUCUUCUUUGUCACAUGGGAGAUUUUGGAUGUGGUGAUGGAGGAUGGACGCCGGUCAUGAAGAUUGACGGCAACAAGGUUUGAGUUUUCCUCUUUUUUUUUUUUUUCUUUUUUUUUUUUUUUCAUCAAAAGUAAUUGCCAAAGCAUUAUGGCCAACAUGUUAGAGUGCGUCCAUCAAAACAUGAAUAAUGAGAAACCUGCACCGAGUGGGUCGAUCUGAAAUUAAAGCAACGCUGGAAUAAAUUUGAAUAUUUCGUUUUGAGAAGUAAUAGCCUAACUUUUUCUAGAUAAUCCUUUUAAGGUUCGUUCGAAAUGAUCAGCCGUAUUUCUUUGAAACAAGAUAAGAUUAUAGUUUUAGAAUUUUGUAUUCCUGAACAAUGUAGAAAACAUGAACGAAUGAGUUCUCAUUCUUAUACAGGACACCUUUCACUUUGGCAAAUCUUUUUGGACUGAUGAAAAGGAAUACAAUCCUUUUGGAGGUGAAACUGGGUUUGACCAGCAAGAAACAAAGCUACCCAGUUAUUGGAACACAUCCUUCUCCAAGAUCUGUCUCGGCAUGAUGUUCGACCAGCAGCUCAGGUUCAUUGUCAUCUCAAAGCAAGCCGACUCUCUGUAUUCACUGAUCGCUGACGGAAAAUAUCGCAGUACAUCCCUGGGUCGUGACACGUGGAAGAAAUUACUUGGUGAUCAUGCCUCUUUACAGCUCAAUUGUAAUAAGGAAGGGUUCAACAUAGAAUGUCAUAAUAGCGAGGCAUCUGCAAGGAUUGGCAUUGUGACAAAUAACGAAGAUUCCUGCCAUUCGUGUGACUCCAGGCUCGGGUUUGGCACAAAAGGAAGAAUUGAUGCCAAAAACACUUGUGGAAACGUGGCUCUGACUAUGCACAAGGCAGAUAAUGGAGACAAACGCAUCAAAGCCAUGGGUUACGUAUUGGUUCAAUGAAUGGAGUUUACAUUACUGAUCAAAUUUGUCUUACAACGCUGUUGCAGUUAUAAGGAUAAUCUGCUUUCACUUGAACCCCAUUCACACCGGCAAAACAUGUUUAGUUAAAGCGGUUUAACUGGAAGAAAUUCAGAGACAGAGAACCCCCCAAAAACUAGUUUUUUUUUUAUAAGAUUAAGAUGUCACAUACUUCUAUGUUCAGUGCGCUAAAUUUGAAGUCAACCGACAUUAGUUUAAUUAGCUUUUAUGAAGAAAAAUUUAAACCGUGAUUAACAAAACAGCUUUAGAACAUGUUUAAGCUCUGGUGUGAAAGGGUCAUUAGUUUAUCUUGGUGAGUGAUUGUAAGACUUUAAAUUGUGCGUCUCACGUCAUGAUUACUAAAUAAUAGGUCCAAUGAGUAUACUCAAUGUGAUUGGCCGAUGUAACUAUCCAAGAAAAGGUGUCCAAUUUAAACCAUUCGUCCGUUUACAACUCUUCACAAUAAUUUAUGUGAAAUAAGGCGGUUUAUCCACCAAUCAUAUUCGAGGAAAUUGAGAUGGUUAUAAUUAACUGAGGAUUAUGCAAAUUCGUCAGAAGUAGAGGCACUCUCGUUAUCUAUUACAGGGUGGCCGAGUGGUUAGGGGCUCUGGGCUUGUGAUAUGUUGGUUCCUGGCUCAAGCCUUUCGCCUUGCUACUAACUGGAUUUUUUCUCGGUUGCCUUAAGCUCUAUGGCUGCGCUUUGUAUAUAGUCAUUGGUCUGCUCAAGAAAGUUGGGAUUUUUUAAAUAUUUUAUUUAUUGACAAUGUUUGUUUCCAAUUGGUUCGUACUGGCUUUGAAAGUAUGCAUACAUACAUUCUUUUUCCAUACAAGUUAUGAGUUAUUUACUAAAUUUAAGAGGCUGUGCGCAUUAAUCUGUUAAAAAAAUGUAAUAAAAUUUGAAUGCGACGGGAUAAGCCCAUAUCGUAAAAAGAAAUCACGCAAGUGUUGUAGCAACAAAGUUUUCUUUAAUUUUAAUUUCCUUGGGAAAUAAUCAAUGGAUAGCUAUAUUGUUAACUUUUUAUCUUUGGGCCAUUCAUUUGAAUUACUUGCCCUAACUUUACUUCAAGAGAAAAAAAAGAAACAUUCUCGAAUAAAAAACUCAAAGACAUAGACAAAAUUGUACCGAGUAAGGGAACUUCCUUUGACGAGUUUUCCUUUAUAACGUAUUUUGAUGAAUUGUCACUUUUUCUUGACAGAGAGUGAGUUCACAGGCACCUAGGUCGCUCUUUGGAGAUCGUGAAUUAGACUUCUAAAGAGUGCAAAUAAUUCUCUUCGCGAGAAUAUUUGAUGGAUUUAAAACCAAUUGUCUGUAUUUCUAUUAUUAGUUUCCAAAUUACCCUAGAAAAACCCAUUCGAUAUUAAGAGUUCAUUCCAAAUCACAAGGACAAGUUAGACAAUAGUUGACGCAAUCGAAGGGACUUGUUUAGUUUAGAGCCAUGGUAUCAGUUAGUUCGGAUAUUCAGAAUAACUGACUGUAACAGCAUCCUUGGAAGACCACAAUAAAUUCUUCUACAUGACAAGACAGGUGUAUCUGCCUUUUAUUUUUCACUUCUAUACAAUGCAAUGGAAUUAAGGACCCCAAAGGCAUAUCUCCUUUUGAAACUUCCUUAGUUGUUUCCGUCAAAUCUCCCCUCCCUUCUCUCCCCUCGCCCCGGUUGACAAGUAACGGUGUUUGAGAUUAAUGUUUAACGAACUUAUCAAUUCCCGGCUGAGGUUCCAUGGCAAUUUUCUAGCAAGAGACAAAUUAUCUUGUUAGCUCAGAAGCCAAGAAAACUUCUGCUGAACCUUAAUUAAUGAAAGAUGGAAAGCUGAAUGAUUAUUGGAUUUCAACGAGUUCUUGGGACAGCCUAGAAAUACUCUUUGAAUCAUUAUUGUUAUUACUAUGGGCAAAUUUUCAACAGGUACCUAACAAUGAUUAUCAUAUUAUGACACCCUCGGCCAAUUAGCUCUGAAGGCACCUGACAAUCAUGACACUGGCAUCAACCUUUUAUUAGAAAGUUGCAAUUAGUUGAUGUUAUGGAAAGGAAGAAGACUAAUUACUUCUUUUCCUCAAGUCGAAAAAAUUAAUAACAAAAAUAUGAAAAACAUCCACAUCGAAGACGACGAUAUUAACUCUUUAGGCCUAAGUAAUAACAUAUGUUUUAGUGUUUUCAAAGAAGAAAGACGUUGAGUUUGCAAAACUACGCAUCUUGGACGUUGUGCUCUCUGGUGGGAAGCAGAGGGUUUUAGGGCGAGAGACAGCUCUUCUUUCAUUAUGCAAAACCAACUGUUUGUUUGGGAUUUCAGUGCAGCUGUAUCUUAUUGGAAGUUUAUUCUUGCUAAAUUUAUUCCUGUCAUUGUUCCUGUUCCUAUUGUUAAAUUUUUCCCUUUGGAAAAAUUUAUCAAUUUUCCCCGAAUAUCGAUUGCAAACAAUUUACGAGCACUUCGCAUUGAUAACAUUAUCAUUUUAAUUAAAGCGAGAACUUUAUUAGAAAAAAUUAUUUCAAAUAUUCCGCAAAUAUAGCUAGGGAAGAAGACGGAGAAGCGUAAAAGAAAAAAAAAACCCAUUACAAGAAUAAACAGGAAUACUGGAACCACUAUAUUUGUUAACUUGAAACGGCAUCUGAUGGUUUCACUAAAUAUAACACGGACACAACAUAAUGUUUACAUAGUUUGCUAUCUAUGUUUGGGGCCAGGGAAAACCUGAUAAUACAAAGACGUGUAAAGCCAGAGAAUCGAAAUGUUAUAUCCAAAAUACGGAUUGAGUAGACAAAAGAGAAUAUAAGAGGGAGAGAAAAAAAGAACAAAAGGAAAAAAACGAAAGAUAAAAAAAGAGAGAAAAAUAUUGAGAUAAUAAUGAGAGCUUUUGACGGUUCACAGUUCUUAUUUACUUAGAAGAAAUUAAGUAUCGAUGACAAAGAAGACAUGAUAAGACUUUAAUUACUUGUGGAGCUGAGCAUAGUUUAAACACACCAGUCGUAAAAAUCAUUUGCGCCAUGCUUACCGUUCGUAUCUGUAUGAUUCUAUCAUGCCCAAUGGUGAUCAAGUCUAUGACAUCAAAAGGUAAUUUCAAGCAAAUUUAUUCUCACCUACAGCAAUGUAGUUUAUCAGUUCCUUUGUACGGGUCAAUAAGUCGUUUUUACUUACAGCUCAGUCCGCUCAUUUUAACUGCCGGCUUAUUUUGGACUCUCUUAUAUUUUCUUGACUUUCUUGUGGGGUUUGUUGGCGAAAAAGGCAUAUUGAUUCGUCCAAAUUGAUGUAAAACCAUCGAUAAAAAACACUAGAGUUAUGAGUAGGAUUAUAAUUAUUAACAAAAAGAUGAUCAAUUGCUUUCCUUUAAAACGAUCUAGUGUGACACUGACAUUUGCAUUUUUUCCCCUCUCUUCAAAAAGAUAAGGAUAAUCUACUUGGCUAUAAAUGCUUCUUAAUCUCUGACAUGAUUGGAAGUUUUCGUUUUAGCUUCUUUCUUAAGCAUUCGAGAAAGUGUGCUAGCCGAAAAACUGAAGGCUCUAAGUCGAUCUGUGGGUGAUCAUGAUGUACAAGAAAGCUCGCAACGCUUCUAAUUUACAGAACGUCGAGUAGUUAUGCUUUCAGCGAAAUAGAUAUGCGUCAUUGACCUAACGUGAGGGAAAGGUGGCUGGAUAUCGGCCGAGACAAAGUCAAUGUCCAUAAAAACGCAAAAUUAGAACAAGGCUUGUGGGAUUUAGAACAUCGGAAAAAGAAAAAGAUUCCACCUCAAUAAGAAUCAAGUAUGAUUUGUGUAUUUUCGAACGUUGGGAAAGAAAGCCAACAGUGAUGGCGCUUGCACGUUUUUUAUUCAACAACUUAUAAAAUCAAGGGAUUAAAUGGGUUACUUUGUACUUUUAAAAAGACUGAAUCAGAGGAAAUUCAGUUCUUGCUCGGUGAGACUCCUUGUUUUCUGAGGGACAAAAUCGCUUCCAUGCUUUGAUAUCGCUUUGUUUUUUUAUUUUAUUUUAUUUUGUUAUUUUCCACUCUUUGUAGCACAAUUGCCUUAAAGUGAUUGCUCAUGUUUUCUUUGUUUGCUUGUCCUCUGCUGUUUGUUUGUUUGUUUUUUUUUGCGACUCCAUUGCCGAAAUUGUCGAAGACAAACUGCGAACUUUGUAGGUUCUCUCCAGGCAAUUUUUUAUUGCGCAGGACCAAAGAGGCCAAUUUCAAGCGGGAGAGAUUGGCCUGUCUUGCCUACUCGGCUAGCCAAUCAGAACACCGGAUUAGCUUGAUAUUACCCAUGGGUGUUGCCAGCUAUAUUAUAAGUUCAGAUUCACAAAGUCGUUAAUUCAUUUCCAUUACAUUCUCAACUUUGAAGACUUCUCUGAAGCAGACCAAUGCCGUCAGUUGAAAUUCCGGCCUGAAAAAGCAUUUGACAGCAAACGCUUAAUAAACCACCUGGUUCGCAUCACUGAAGUCAUGGUAAUGGAGUUCUGUGAAACAAUGUGUUAUAUGGAACCCAACUGCGUCAGUAUCAAUAUUGAUAAACGAGUGGAUGGAAAAGGAAAGUACAAAUGUGAAUUGAAUAAUGUUACUCACGAAGGUCACAAUCACGAACUGAUAGAAAACGGAAAUUAUUUUUACCAUGCAGCUGAGGCAAGUAAAUUGUCUAUGUAACCUCAUUUACAGUGUGUACAUUUUUUUUUUGACAGAUAUACGGUGCAGGCUUACACGUAGGGUUACCCUAUAUAUUUAGGCUUUGUAAAUUUUGUUUGUGAAUUUAUACCUCUACUGAACAUCACUGUCAUUGCAAGUUAACAAGUGGUACCUCGCCGCCUCAAAAGACAUAAUUGUAUUACUGAAAAGUUUACUUUAUUCCCCUCGGGUCAGAGCGCUUGUGUAAACAACCCAUGCAAGAACAACGCCACUUGUCAAAGCGGUUUUACCGACAAAGGAUAUCACUGUUUGUGUACUGCUGGAUUUAAGGGCUCGACAUGUGAUGAAGGUGAAAUGUUCUCUUAUUAUCUAUUUUACCUGGUGCUAUACUACCUCUACGUUUACGUGUAUGGGCAGAAAUGUUAAGAAUACCCUUUCUUCCCCCUAAAUGCAUCCUCUUCUGCCUUUCAGAUACAGAUGAAUGUGCUAUCUGUACAUAUUUUUAUGCGCUAUCUAUAUAUUUUUCGACUGCUUCUUAUUUUUAAAUGAGAAACAAGAAUAUCAAGCAAUUUCAUUCCUCAAUAGGACGUUAACAAUUUUCUUCGAUUAACUUUUGGAAUACCUUUUCAGAUAUCGAUGAAUGUACUAUUGGAAAUCACGACUGUGGUACCAAUGCCGUGUGCAACAACACCAAGGGAUCGUACAAUUGCACAUGCAUAACUGAUUAUUUGGGAGAUGGAAAGAAAUGCAUUAGAAAGGGUGACCCUUUAUGCAAGAUACACCUUAGCUCCACCUUUUUAAUUAUUUAUUAAGUCUAUAAGCGUAAAAAAUCACUGUCACUUAUAUAUAUAGUUUCCAAAGACGGACGUUAUCAUGAUUAUCAAAAAAUUGCAGACUAACGCUAGCGAAGCGAACGAGUGAUAUGGAGUAUAAUAAAAUCAGAUUAGGACAAGAAAGUUCAUUCAAAUCCACUGCCAUUUUAAACAAAAUACUGUAGUUGGUGAAGCUACAGUACCAACAACUUUCCAAAGCCAGUGUAAGAGGUGUCACUUUUUUUUGUUUGCAAAAAAGCUUAUUUAUAUGUCUAUUUAUAGGUCUAUUUUUUCUUUCUCUUUUACUAUUGUCUUACAAAUUUGGACAUUUAGUUUCUACGUGCAAGGAAGUUUAUGACAGGAACACGUGAGUUAAUGUUUGAUUUAAGAUAACACUUAGAUAUCAUUGUAAAAUCAGACAAUUAACUUAUAGAAGUAAACUGAUAAGAUAUUAAACGACUGUGAAUAUAUGAAAGUCAUAUAUAUUUGAACUGCGGAUAAAGGCAUGCAUAUGAAAGAGAUCUUCGCACUUAUGAGCACUACUUGAGCAGUAGUGAAAACAAGGUCUGCUGAGAUAUUUUUAUUAGCUUUUUUUCAUUGUGAAAAACUCUUUUUUAGGGGGAGUUUUAUUUUUAUUCCUUUUCGGUCAACUUUUGGCAGGGGUAUAAAUAUCGAGCAAAAUAUUUUUUCUUUUUAAAUUUGCUUUCAAUAGUGUGGUUUGAUAUAUCAAAUGAAUAUGGAAGAAAAAGAUUGUAAAAAAAGAAAAAAAGAUUGAUGUCGCUUGUCAAUUGUCCCCGACGUUUCGUCCAUUAUUGGGAAAAUGUUAAAAUUCAUAUAUAAACUUUACUGUACUUCGUGUACUAGAGAACGACAUCUCUCGAGUUUAAUAUCAGUGGUAUAAUUUCAGUUUUAUUAAUAUCUCACGUGCAAGUACAUUCGAUAACACAAUUUUUUUCAACAGAUCGACUGUGGAUAAACUGGUGACAUUGCACAUUGAUUCAAAACCAAUUUCCGUGUUCUGUCAUAUGAAAAUCGAUGGAUGUGGCAAUGGAGGAUGGACGCCAGUCAUGAAAAUCGAUGGUGAUAAGGUCUUGUUCCUUUUUCAUAUGUCUAUUAUUAUUUUAUAAAACGGCUCGUUUUCUUCCUCGUUCGACACAUUCAUAAAAAUUUACCCCAUAGCCAGUACCUUCAACAUACAGCUAGAGUUGACUAUGCCCAUUUCGUUUAAUUCGCCUUUUUAAGCUCAUUAAUUAUCUAUUAAUUUAUUUGUUUUUUUAAACGUAUUUAUUUAAGGACACCUUCCACUUUGGCUCACACUACUGGACUGAUAAGAACGAAUACAGCCCCUUUGGCGGACAGACUGCGUUUGAUAGGCAAGAGACCAAGUUAUCGACUUACUGGAACACGACCUUCUCUAAGAUCUGUCUCGGUAUGAAGAUCGACCAACAGCUCAAGUUCAUCGUCAUCAAAAAAAAGGCCGACUCUCUAUACUCGCUGAUUGCGGACGAAAGAUAUCGAAGCACAUCACUGGGUCGCGAGAAAUGGAAGGCGUUGAUUGGUUCGAAGGGUUCCCUACAACUCCGUUGUAACAAGGAAGGCUUUAAUGCUGUCUCUAAUGAACGUCAUUCUAGAGCUAGAAUUGGAAUACUUGGUAACAAUGAAAAUGAGUGCAAUACUUGUGAUUCCAGAAUUGGGUUUGGUACUGGGGGUGAUCCUGAUAACUCUAUAACAUGUGGAAAUGCAGCCUCAUGGCUUUAUGGGUCGGAUAAUGGAAAAAGUGAUAUCAGAACAAUGGGGUACAUCUUAGUGCAGUAGAAAGGCACUACUCGUGCACGAAACGAUAAAAUGGUGUUACUGGAACCUUAAACGGCCGGGAAUCAUUAUUAGGGCAAUAAAAUUGCACAUGAAUGAAUAGGUGGAUGGACAUAUCAGGACGAGUACGUAAAUAAAAGUCGAAAAAAAGGAAUCAGUCAUUACAUAAGUACCCUGAAUGUCUAACUUUAAGAAUCAAGUUAUAAGAUACUUUGAGAUUUAAUGAUUUUUCCUUUAAUCAGCAAAGAGAUGUAGAUCUUUUAAAAUGAGAUAUUUGAUCAAAUUUGAUAUCAAGCUUUAGGUGUAGCAUGUCUAAAAUUAAAAUUCACUUUAUUGGAGUUUUGGUUGCCCAAAACUUGAGGUAUACUGUGCUUUAAAGUUCUUUGUUAUAUUGGCGAAGCUUACCAACAUGUUAAUUAUAUCGGCGAAGCCUACCGACAUGUUAAUUCCAUGAUAAUCUAAAUUCAUAAUUAGUCCAUAGAAUGGAAGGAAUAUUUAGACAUUUUCUAAAUGACUCUUGGAUUAUAAGACAGCAGGUAAGCUUAGAAUCGCAAACAGCUUACAGAAUAUCACUCAAAAUACCAGCGCAAAAAGAAAUUACACCAUCCCAAGAAAUUUUUUGUCUUCCUUUGAAUCUACUGCGAAUUUGAACACACAGGGCAUUUCUUUUCAAUGCUAGAUACUGCAAGUGAGGGAAACAGGAAAUCGCGAUAAGCUUUAACCAGUUAUUUGCCAGUUUGUCACAGUUUUCAUUAAUAUUGACAAGUUACCGCUAUUCAAUGUCACAGGUCAUUUUUGCUUCAUGUUGAGUUAUCUCUUAAGAUAAUUAAGGAAACCUUGUUAUAAUGAUUCUUAGAAAAUGGGUGGAACCUCUGAAAGAGUCUCAAUGGGGCGAUGACUUUUACGGCUAAGGGUUAAACUUUUGACCAUUUAACGGCUAACAGUUAAUAUAGUUUCAUUGUUGUCAAUACAAUUUUCUUCAGCGGUUCACAUAUUUAAAAAACUUUUUAAAGACUACUGGUUAAACAAUUUCAAUUUACGCCCAACGUCUUAAUAUGUUGGCCGUUUUACGGCAAACGGUUAACACCAUUCAGAUUCUACUGUGAAGAACGACUUUAAUUAACGACGGCGAAGAUUCACAUGGAUUGCACAUCACAAUUUCCUUCAAAAAAGUUAGCGAUAAUUCGUUACCUUUCCAGCAAAAAAACAAAACAAACUAAAACCAAGCCAAAACAAAACAAAAAGACAAAGCAGGAAAUAUUAAGAAAGGAAAAAAAAUAAUCUAGUGAUGUAUUUUUCAUGGAUCCCGUAUUCCAAUAGCAGCAACAGCUAUAAGAGGCAAUAAAAUAAAAAAUAAUCUAUGUCAAAACUCAAGAAAUUUCCAGUCAUUUUCUGAUAGAGACCAUAUAUCCAUUAACCUAUUGUUGUUUUAAUGAAAAUGUGAGAGUCCUCCAUCUGUUUCGUCUCAGCAGGACUGUUAUUUCUUUCUACUCCAGACCGAGCAUAACCUGUCAUACUUUUAUGGACAAACCAUUCAGAUAUUCAAAAAUAAUUGAAUAGACUUUGUCACUUCUAGUUUUUUUCAAUCUUCUCCAAGGUUGAUAUUCGUGGCAGGUUUUAUGAUAUGACAUUUGAGGGGCAUAGAAAUUCCCACAAGGAAGCGAAGUCACCAAAUUUUCACGUAUUUGACGCCACUCUAUGGAAAAUUGAGAACAAUUAUUUAGGAAACUCUGACCGCAAUAUACACUCAUUUAUUAUGCUAAGAAGAGCACCAGAUAGUAUGCGUCAAAUAGAUCAUUAUGUAUGCAGGUUAGCUUUUUCAUAAUCAGAGUCUUGCCUGCGUGAACGAAGGCCGUUUCUGACAAAUAUAAAAUCUACAUAUGAAACAUAUAAAAUAUCAUAUCGCUUAGAAGAAACUGCAAUCGAGGCCUUUCGCGUGAUAAUAGCUGAAACAAUAAACACUAAAUAAAUCAUGAUUGACGAAAACUGUUACACCGUAACUAUAAUUCUACAGGUUAAGGAUGACGUAUAAAUGACAGGGAUAAUUGAUAAGCUUCAACGGUAUAUUUCGUUAAGCAAGAGUAAAUGUAUCGAAUAAAUGCUGAACAAUUUGGCUAUGGAUACCGUUUUUAUCUGCGUUCUUUUGAUGAAACUUUGCGUCAUGAACCUCAGGGCUGUUGAAUCACAGGGUUAGUAUCGACAAAAAUCAUAUUACGUCUUAACAAUGUAGCGCUUUUCCUGUUGUUGGCAUAUGGACUUAAGUUAUGACUCUGGCUUUGUUAUUGUGUUUGUUUUGGUUUUUUAUUUGUUUAACGAGAUGUUUAAGUACAAUUCUUUCGAAAUAAUUUGUUACGAUGGCGCCCAUCCUAUGAAACUUUUGCAGCUAUCUGCAUCGAUCCUGUGGAAUUUUUGCAGCUAUCUGUCUGCAUCGAUCCAAUAUACUUUCGCGGUUUAAGUCCCUAGAUCGACUUCGAUAGGUAAUCUUCCCCCUAUUGCCCAAUGUUCUGUCAUCAAUGAUUUAGAUGCUAUUGAAAAAGUGAAUAGACAACCUUUUUUCAGUGGGAUUAAGUGAAAAGAAGCUGUUUUUGCGACUUUUGGGACUAAAAACGAUGAAGUCCCUGUUUUUGACUUAUCGUUAAGGUUGCGCAAUCGAUAUUCAGCCCGCGAGUCUUGAAGACGUUUUAAGGAUUUCUCCUCUUAAUGCCGAAAUAAAAUCUUGAAAUCUUUCGAGAGAACAGUGCAGAUCCUUGACGCUGCAGCAGAUUAGGCUCACUUUGAGGAAACUGCACAGUUUACCGACUAAAACUAUUUUGGAACAUCGCUAAGUCUGGAAUGGCUGCUUUACAACUGCUCUGAAAUUACUUCUACACCAUAACGUAGUUCUUCGAUAUCAAUUUUACGGAACUUUACCUUACCCCGAAAGAUUCAAUUAAUUAAUUUGGGAUUGUGUGCAGUGUCGAUCCUAGUAUUCCAUCGCCUACGUUCCAGCACGUCAAAGAUGGCAUGAAAAAGCAACCUCCUAGCGCUCAAAAAGCGUAUUGCAUUGUCUCUCUCGUCGUUAAUUAUUUCAAUGCGGGCGGUAAACAUCUAUCCGCUUCUAGAGCCGAAAUAAACCUUAUGUUUAAUUAAGAGUGAAAAGAGACGUUUCCAAAUUUAACCUGCGCAGUAUGAGCAGAACUCUGAAGGAUAUUGAGCCAUGUAAUGGGUUGUGAGAGAUGAUUUCUUUAUAAAUAGAUGUAAGAUUCGUAUUUUAUCGUUGUUAAUCUAAAACACAUUACUGAAACCCUUUAUCUCUUUAGAAUACUGUGAUGCGGACCAAUGCCGUCAUUUGGAGUUCGGGCCUGAAAAAGCUUUUAACGGGAAACGUCUUAAAAACCACGUGAUCCGCGCCGUCGAAGUUAUGGUGAAGGAGUUCUGCGAAACAGUGUGUUAUAUGGAACCCGACUGUGUCAGUAUCAAUCUUGAGAAAGGAGUGGAUGGUAAUGGGAAAUACAAAUGUGAAUUGAAUAAUGUCACACACGAAGGACACGAAGGCGACUUGAUUGAGGAGGAAAACUACUUCUAUCACGCGGCUGAGGUAACUGUAAUUUAGCCAGAAGGGCUCUAGGUCAACACUUCAUCACAAAAAAGAAGGUCCUCUUUAUUUUCCCCCGUUUUAUCUCGCCGAUCACCUCUGUUAACCUUUCAUUUUUCUUUUUUAACAAUAUUUGCUUAUGUUUGUGGAUUAAUAGUCGGUUUACAAGUUUCAUUACAAUCUCAAUUUUUUCCCUUGCAAAUCUGUAUUGCCUGAUCUCUAAGAAAUUAUAUUUUUGAUAAAAACAGCCUAAAAGAAGCAGCGUUUUUUUCGUAUGGUUCGAUUCGUUGUAGAGUGCUUGCGUCAAGAAUCCAUGCAAGAAUAACGCCAUUUGUCAAAGCGGUUUUACCAACAAAGGUUACCGCUGCUUGUGUACAACUGGAUUCAGGGGCCAAACUUGCGAUGAAGGUAUGAUAACGCUGAUUCCUUAAAGUGACUUUGUACACACCUGUACAUGUAAACCUAGAUAUAAGGAAGAUUGACAAACUUGCAAAUUCUGAUAUUGACCCCAUCCUUAUUUGAAGAAUUCAAAAUUUUAAGUAUACAAUAAGUGGCAAAAGUCUUGGCACGCUCUACUACUUUUUGUUUUUUUCUAUAACUUUCAUUUAUCCCCCUAUUGCAAUGUUGUCUUGUGCUGGUGUUGAUGUUGUCAAAAUGGUGACCACCUGGGAACGUUGUUGUUGCUGUUGUUUUCUUUUUUUCUUCAAGAAUUUCAAGAUUUUUAUUUUAUUAUUAUGUUGAGUUGAGGGCUGUCAACCACCCACCAAUGAGAGGCAUGCCAGCUGCUUUUGUCUCUUAUUAUAGAAAUGAAUAAAACAGCCUGGCCACCUAACGAAAUAAUAGAUAUAUCAUAGCAUGUCAUAACUUCUGUGAUGGAUAUUUAGGAACGUAGGAUUCAACAAAACGCACCAUCAUCCAACUGAUUUUGAGGCAGUUCUGAAGCUAUGAACAUAUUUUCAGAUAUCAACGAGUGUACUGAGGCUGCACACAACUGCAAGCCCACCCAUCAGUGCGAAAAUAGCAAGGGAACUUACAAUUGCAUUUGUCCACCUGGAUAUUAUGGAGAGAAUUGCGAUACUUCGGGUAAUGCAAAACAGAACACAGAUAAUUUGAUAAUAGGCUAUCAUUUUUUUACUAAGAUCGGAAGAGAGGAACAUUCUAAAGAGCAGUUUGACCUGAAGCGAAUGAGUCAGGCUUAAUAUCCUGACAGUGGGGUGUGGACACGCUUUCCGUGAGGAUGUUAGCUCUUUAUGCAUAUUCUAUGCAUAUUCUCUCUACUAUCCUCCACACACUUUCUGAGGUGCUGACAAGUAGAACCUCUAAAAUAAUCAAAGACUUCUUUAGAAUGCGAUCGUUAUCUUUACUCACCUAACCUUAAUGUGUGAUUCAGAGGUAAUUUUGUAAUGGGAAUUUGGAUGCAAAUCACUCUUAAAGGUCGAAGGGAUGAGCGGUUAUCCGACAGCCAAUGUGGAACUGAGGCUGUGUUUACACUGGAAUCAAUAUUCAAAGAACAAAAAAAGGGGUUGCAUUUAGCUUUAUUUAAAAUUCUAAGUCAUAUUAAGUUAAUUGUUAUUCAUUAGAAUUAUAAAAAGUUCGAUUGGUCGAGAACAUUCAAUGAAUAUACAAGAGGGUUUGAAGUUGUCGUGAUGAAUAAAUAUAUACGGUAGACUUAUAGUCUACCUAGCUUCCAAGCCAUCGUCCGUGGAGUGCAUCUCAUCGAACUUUUGCAUCAGCUCUUGGCUUUAGAGAUAAUUCAGACCUGGGUUAUGAGGAUUCAUAAUAUCAUGCUCAACCUCAUCAAUAAUCGUUUAAUAUUGUAGUCAUUAGAAACUUUUGACUACGUUUCGAUACUUUUGUUCUUGCAGCUUCGAGUUGUAGAGAGGCUUAUGAAAAGGACAUGUAAGUUAACGAAAAGAAGGGAAGAAUAAAGAUUAUAGUUGACAAUACAUAGGUAGAUAAAUAAUAAAAAUGCCGCUGUACGUAGAGGCUACGAGAAAAAAGUUUGGUAAGGCUCUUUUGAAAAAGCUGAGAGCAAAGAAAGAAGAAUGGAAAAGCGAGCUUGUAUAAUUUCUUGUUGGAGUUUGAAAAGUAGACACUAUUAAAAGAUCAGAUGUUUUCAAUCUCGUGUCUCACUUUGUCAUGGAAAACUGGCUUGCUUACGGCAUCUUAAGCCUGUUAGCCGGUUAUGCAAUGCAAUCUGUUGUAAGUUGCCGAGGAGCGAAACGGUAAAGUACUCGUGCAAUAUACCAGUUCUUUUGAUGGGCCAGUUUAAAGUUUAAUUAUUCACUACUGUCAUAUUUGUAUUCAAGUUUAUGGCGUAAAUUUACACUCAGUCCAACAUUGCGUUUGUCAUUAGAAAUCAAUCACUGGGACAUACAAUCAUCUGUCAUCCGUUUUGUUUUUCACUACGAUAAAAAAGUAACAAUUUAUUGUCAAAGUAUUCUUACUGUUGUACGCUAUAUUCUAUACGGUUAUCUCUUCAGAACUAAAGAAAGUGGUGAGGUUACGUUGCUCAUUGAUUUUAAACCAAUACUCAUUUUCUGCCACAUGGAAAAUUUUGGGUGUGGAGAUGGAGGAUGGACGCUGGUCAUGAAGAUUGAUGGAACGAAGGUCACUCUCUCUCACUUGCUCCUUUUAUGGUCUCAAUGUAAAAGAAUAAUAAUAAUAAUAAUAAUAAUAAUAAUAAUUAUAAUAAUAAUAAUAAUAAUAAACAAUCUUUAAGGAGGAAGCGCCCGUCACGUAAAUACGUGGUGUUCAGGGUGGUCCUCCGUAAAAAAUAAAAGGUAUUAAAAGCUUAAAUAAGAAAUACAAAUGUCACAGAUCUAAAAUAUAAAAUAUACGGCGUAUAUCUAAAAAUUUUUAUCCAUCAUUUAAAAUAUUUAUCCAUUAAGAAUCUUGUUAAGUUUUCCUUAAAAAUUCUGCAUGACAUUGACCUUCUUAAAAAUACUGGGAGGGACAUCCAGUCAUUUGUAAAACGGAUGUAGGACACCCUCUUUCCGAAUUCCGUUUUAGGUUUAGGCAGUCUAGGUAAGUAACCAUUUCUAGUGUUGUAGCCAUGCGAACUUCUCAAUGUCGAUUUAAAACUUUCAAAAUGUUGCGGAAUGUCUCUUUUGAUUGCAUUUUCUACGGUGGUACAACGAUGAAAUAGACGUCUUCCAGCCAGAGGAAGCCAAUUCAGACACUUCAGAGCUUCUGAAGAAGACAUCUUUCCUAAUUUAAUUUUCUUCGCAAAUUUGUUCUGAAAACUUUGCAAUUUUUCCAUUUCUGAUUUUAGACCGGGUUGAUCUCCCCACACUGUGUCGGCAUAGUCUAGGUGUGGCAGCAUUAGCCCAUUGUAGAAGGCUAUGCGAGUUCUAUUGUCUAACAUAUGAAAUAUGCGAUUAAACAAAGAAAGACGAUUAUCUAUUUUCUUCAGCAAAUUGCUGAUAUGUGGCUUCCAGCUCCAUUUUGCAUUCGUUGUUACUCCCAGAUAUUUGAAUGACUGCACGCGAUCGAUUUGUGUACCAUUUGGUUGCAACUCAAAGUCUUCAAAUAAGGAUAGCAUCCUUUUACUGCCUGCCAGCAUAAAUUUGGUCUUCUUGACAUUUAUAGUCAACCUGUUAUCAGUGUACUAGUUACUGAUUUCAGUGAAUUCACGUUCUAGAGCAAUUUGAAGUUCUUGACGUGUUGAUGCGUCACAAAAGAGACCAGCAUCAUCUGCAUACAAAAUCAUUCGGGUCUCUUUAACAGCAUUUGGCAGGCUAUUAAUGAACACAUUAAAUAGCAAGGAACCCAAAAUGCUGCCUUGUGGCACGCCAAGUGUGAUGGUAUGUGGCUCUGAUAAUUCUCCGUUUACCAAAAAACUUUGCUGUCUAUGAGCAAGAUAUGAUCUGAACCAUCUCAAAGAUCUUUCAGACAGUCCUAAAUGCUCGAGCUUGAGUAGUAGCACUUUGUGGUUCAGAGAGUCAAACACCUUGGAGAUAUCGACAAACAGUAGACCAGUUACUUUACCUUUGUCCACAGAUUGAAGAACCCAGUUGUUCAAUUGUGUGAUAGCUUGUUCAGUGCUAUGCCCACGCCUAAAGCCAUACUGAUGUUGAUACAGAAAAUCUAGCUGAUGUAGAUGGGCAUUCAACUGGGAAUGCACCACUGUUUCUACGACUUUACUCGAUACUGGCAACACAGAGAUAGGCCGAUAGUUCUCAACUUGCAGUUUAUCAUUAGACUUGUAUAAAAGAAUAACACGUGCAACUUUCCACAGAUCAGGGACAAUACCAUCGCUAAUUGAUUUGUUCACAAGAUAGGUGAUCGACUGAGCAAGCUCCGACUCAGAAUCUUUUAGCAGCCUUGCUGGAAUUCUGUUAAGUCCAGCUGCCUUAUUAACUUUCAAAGAAUGCAAAAUGCUUUGAACAGUGUUCUGUUCAACCCGUUGAAAGUCCAAGGUGGAUUUGAUAUUACUCUGCUUGUUUGCUUCUUUCACUGCUUCAUAUUUCUUCCAUGCGUCCUUACUCACAGGGCGCAAUCGACCAGCAACUUUGCUGCCAAUGGCAGCAAAAAACUUGUUGAAUUUUGUUGCUACGCUUUUUGGCUCCGAUACAAAACGUUUCUCGUCAUGUACUUGAAAAGGAGAGCCCCCUGGUUAUUAGAACCAAUCACGGAGUUUAGCGAGCGCCACAUGUCCUUAGGAUUCUCAGCUGACUCAAUUAGAUUUUUUUAGUGCAAUGCCUCCGCUGAUUUUAUCUUUCUGUUCGUAAAGUUUUUCAAUCUACGAUACUCAUUCCACUGUUCCUGAUUGCCAGAUCUCUUCGAAACUCUUAAUGCAUAGUCUCUUUCAGUCAUCAGCUCUUUAAGAUCAUUAGUGAUCCAAGGUUUAAACGCACGUUUUGUUCUAAUUCUCUUUAAAUUAGCAUGCUGGUUUGCAACAUCAAAAAAAAGGUUAUUCCAGGCGACUACAGCAUCAUUGAUAUCGUCAAAAGACUCUAUAACACUCCAGAGAACGCCAGCAAUGUCUCUCCGAAAAUGGUUUUUAUUGUAAUGUUUAAAAGAUCUUACGUCGCGGAUUUCCACGUGAGCUUUGCAAACUCCGGCUUUCUUUACUACGAAAGUAACAGAAUGAUCACUUGCACCGAAUUCCUGGACUCCAUGCGAGACAAUACGGCGAGUGUUAUUAACAAACACAAGAUCAAUUGCCGUACUUGUGAAUUCCGUCACGCGCGUGGGCUCUUUGACGAGUUGACUCAGACCAUGGAGACGAGUCGUUUGCAUUAAUUUUCUGGUAUAUUUGCAUGGUUUAAGGGGAAUAACAUCUGAGUUGAAAUCUCCCAUAAUGACCAAAUCCUUUACCAUUUCGUCGUCCAAUUUAGCGAGAAACUCCUGUUCCAGGCCUAAGAUAAAUUUCUCUUGAUUCAUACUUGGUUGGUUUAUACAUCACAGCAAAUAUCGUGUUCUUAGCCUUUUCUGGACAUAUUUCUACGCAUAUCAUUUCUAAACAGCCAGAUUCUAAGUCACUUCUCCGCUUGCUUGGCCAUUUGCUCCUUACAAAAACGGUGCAACCACCUCCAUUUCGAGUUCUAUCUUUUCUGUAGCAAGUAUAACCCGAAGGACAUAUCUUACUAUCGAGUAAUGUACAAUCCAGACGCGAUUCUGUCACCGCCAACACAUCCAAUGCUGCUUUCUCCAUUAGUACUUCGGCGUCGGGUAGUGUCCCGGCAAAGUUGCAAUAUUUACAUGAGCAAAUUUCAUUCCUCUCUUCUUAAGAUUUGCAUGAAGAUCUUUAUUUAUCCUUACACUGGGCUUUCCUUCUUUUACUCCUGUGUUAGUUGUUUUAUGUGACUUGCGGACCGGUGUAUCAAAGCCAGGCGAUAAACGAGUUAUGCAUUCCCAAGCCAGAGAAGGUUCGCAAAGUUUAUCAUAUUUCGUUCUCUUCAUACUUAUACACUUAGCAUGAAACCACUUGUCGCAUGAAUCGCAUUGUAUCGCCAUCUGAUUCUUUCGGCAUCCUUCGGCAAACAGCACAAGCAUCCGUCAUCGGCCCUGGAUCCUCCUGUAUAUCUCCUGCUAACAGAACCAUGUAAGUUGCGCAGACAGUGAUAUUUGCCAAUUUCAGUGCCGCCAUACGUUUCAAAGAUGGCGGCACAAGUGCUUCACGUAGGAACCUCCGAGUCGGACCAGAAUUUCGCGUUGGAUACUGCUUAAUAUCCAAACCCGUCGACACAAAGAUACUGCAGGACGUCUUAUCAAAACCACGGUUAGGUUUUAGAGAGUGUAGGACAAUUGUGAUAAGUAACCAAGCCAAGAAUAUCAGACAACAUCGAUAGCCCACCAUUAUUGCGCGGUGAUCAAGGAUGAUCUUGAAGUUGUGGUGUUCCUUGUGUUGAAAGGGCAAUCAAAUAUUAGUUGCUCAUCUUACAUAAAUCACAGAAAGAUGUUUCGCCUCAAUAUUCAAGCUUUAUCCAAAGCUUUAUCCCAAGCUUUAUCCCAACGUAUCUAAGACCUUUGAUCUCUUUCCUCCCUUUAUUCGAAACAUUAAAGAAAGUUUGGUAUUUCGUAAUGUAAUGCAAAUUGGUGGUGAUAAUGUCAUGCUUCUCUUUUCAAAUGCCUAUGACUAUUUUACAAAACGUCUCGUUUAUUCACUAAGUUCGACACAUCCAAAGAGUUUAACCCACCGCCAGUAGCUGCAGCAUGCAGUUUGGAUCGACUAUGUCCAUUUCGUUUUAUUUGCCUUUUGUUAAGCUUAUUUAAUUAUUCAUUAAUUCAUUUGUUCAUUCAUCGUAUUAAUUUCAGAACACCUUUCACUUUGACUCACACUACUGGACUGAUAAGAAGGAAUACAGCCCUUUUGGCGGACAGACCGCGUUUGACGAGCAGGAGACUAAGUUAUCGACUUAUUGGAACACGCCCUUUUCUAAGAUCUGUCUCGGUAUGAAGAUCGACCAACAGCCCAGAUUUAUCGUCAUCAACAAGCAGGUCGACUCUUUAUACUCGCUGAUUGCGGACGGAAUAUAUCGAAACACAUCACUGGGUCGUGAGAGAUGGAAGGCGUUGUUUGGUUCGAAGGGUUCCCUACAACGCCAUUGUGACAGGGAAGGCUUAAAUGCUGUCUCUGAUAGAGGUGAUCAUUCUAGAGCUAGAAUUGGAAUACUUGGUAACAAUGAAAAUGAGUGCAAAACUUGUGAUUCCAGAAUUGGGUUUGGUACUGGGGGAUAUCCUGAUAACUCUAUAACAUGUGGAAAUGCAGCCUCAUGGUUGUCUGGGUCGGCUGAUAAGGUAAAUUAUAUCCCAACAAUGGGGUACAUCUUAGUGCAGUAA